Cutaneotrichosporon oleaginosum is the source of this 941-nucleotide messenger RNA. RefSeq lists its product as uncharacterized. NCBI's taxonomy places the organism in Eukaryota, Fungi, Basidiomycota, Tremellomycetes, Trichosporonales, Trichosporonaceae. Gene Ontology annotation, biological process: protein folding. Gene Ontology annotation, molecular function: GTPase activity; GTP binding. The record is from RefSeq and is a predicted model, not a curated record. Gene Ontology annotation, cellular component: cytoplasm; microtubule cytoskeleton.
UGCAAGGAGAAUGGUAGUUGCUGAAUGUGUAUGCUGUUGCUGACGGUCACCUCGACGACACCUCCAGUUCCAGCCAGAAUGACGAUGGCUACUCCGCGCAUGCGCGUCGAGCCUCACCCAGGGCGAGAGUAUUCCACGUGGACUUAACCCCGUCAUGUGGCGGUGGAGGUGCCGCUCGCCACCCAAGGUUCCUCGUGCCUGAGCUCGGAAUCUCGACGCGUCGGGCCACGAUCGAGGCAAGUCUUCCCUCAUUUCGUUCACGUAGCAGGCAGCAUGGGCCUCCUCACCAUCAUUCGGAAGAACAAGGCGAAGGCGCGCGAGAUGCGCGUUCUCUUCCUCGGCCUCGACAACGCAGGAAAGACGACAAUUCUGAAGCGCAUGUCCGGCGGCGACAUCAGCUCGAUUUCCCCUACGCUUGGCUUUAAUAUUCAGACUUUGAUGCGGGGCGAGUACACGCUCAACAUCUGGGACGUGGGAGGGCAGCGGACGUUGCGACCGUACUGGCGCAACUACUUCGAGAGCACGGAUGCGGUCGUGUGGGUCGUGGACAGCUCAGACGCAUUGCGCAUGGGCGACGGCGCCGAGGAGCUGCGUGCGCUGCUCUCAGAAGAGCGCCUCGCUGGGGCAACGCUUCUUGUGUUCGCGAACAAGCAGGACCUUGCGGGUUCCCUGAGCGUCGACCAGAUCAGAGACGCUCUCGGACUUGAGCAGAUCGAGUCUCACAAGUGGCGCAUCGUACCGUGCAGUGCCAUAUCAGGCGAAGGUCUCGACGAGGGUAUGGACUGGGUCGUCGGUGAGGUGGCGGGGCGGCUGUACUGGAGCGGACGACGAGCGCCCGCUGAGGCGCCGGAGUCCGUAUCGCAUCCUCCAGUAGUUUCUGCGUGAGUGACCAUUAUCUCGGCAUCUAUAAUACACCUUUAUGUACGAUCAACAACUCGCAG